Molecule: messenger RNA, 2762 nt
Organism: Siniperca chuatsi (mandarin fish)
Lineage: Eukaryota; Metazoa; Chordata; Actinopteri; Centrarchiformes; Sinipercidae
Gene: slc25a18
Product: solute carrier family 25 member 18
Exons: 11
Coding region: 497-1474 (325 amino acids)
Biological process (GO): aspartate transmembrane transport; L-glutamate transmembrane transport; malate-aspartate shuttle
Molecular function (GO): L-glutamate transmembrane transporter activity; L-aspartate transmembrane transporter activity
Source: RefSeq, a predicted model, not a curated record
ACUUAGGCAGCAGGACAAUGCUGGUGUUUGUGCAACGGACCCUGAGUGGCGGCUGGCUCUCUCAGAUCGCUCUCGCUUGACUACCAUUGCUGCACACAUUGUUGAAGUGAAAGGAAAGUGGACAGCUUGAUCCUGUCUGUGGGAUGCACCGACAGAGUCCUUUGUAAAUGCUGGAUUCCAAAUGCCGUAAAAGAAUACUGACAGUGGGGGAGAGAUUGGGUUUUGAAAAGGGUAUCCACCCCUGCCGUACCAGGGAGAAGAAGAAGGCGGUCCAGUGCUGCCCCAUUAAAAGAAGCAGCGAGCUGCUUUUGUGGCGUGGGUGGGCAGGUGAGGGUUAAGCUGUGGUGACAACUUUGGGCUGUGUGCCGAAGUGUGGGAGGGAAGAGGAAGAGGAAAAGGAAGACGAAGAGGAGGAGUAGGUGGUGGAGGAGGAGGAGGAGGAGGAGGAGGAGGAGAGGAGUAGCGGGCCUGGGCCUGGAGCCCAAACACAAGCAGGAUGGCAGAGAAGAAAGUCAGCAGCCUCCCUGCUAAGCUGAUUAAUGGGGGCGUGGCAGGCCUGGUUGGUGUGACAUGUGUAUUUCCUAUUGACCUGGCUAAGACCCGCCUACAGAACCAGCAGGGCGUCCAAGUCUACAAAGGAAUGCUGGACUGCCUGGCAAAGACGGUACGCUCAGAAGGCUAUUUUGGAUGUUAUAGAGGUGCAGCAGUGAACCUCACUCUUGUUACACCAGAAAAAGCCAUCAAGCUGGCUGCCAAUGACGUCUUCAGACAGAAGCUCUCUAAGGAUGGGCAUUUGCCCCUGUGGGGGGAGAUACUGGCAGGGUGUGGGGCUGGGACCUGUCAGGUGGUAGUCACCACUCCCAUGGAGAUGCUUAAGAUCCAGCUGCAGGAUGCAGGAAGGCUCGCUGCCCAGAGGCCUGUUCCAACUCCAGCUCAGGCUGCUGCUCCUGGUCCAGCUCCAUCGUUGGUGGCCCCCCCACCAGCGCAACAGAGCCUUCCACCACGGCCCUCAGCCACCGGCAUCACUGUAGAGUUGUUGAAGACUCGUGGACUGGGAGGCCUCUACAGGGGGGCAGGAGCGACCUUAAUGAGGGAUGUCCCCUUCUCAAUGAUCUACUUCCCUCUGUUUGCCAACCUAAACGCGCUGGGCCGGGAAAGCCAGGGUGAUGUGCAGGGCCGGGCGCCAUUCUGGCAGUCCUUUUUGGCAGGCUGCACCGCAGGCUCAGUGGCAGCUGUGGCUGUAACGCCACUGGAUGUCAUAAAGACUCGUCUGCAGACCCUGCAAAAAGGUGUUGGUGAGGACACAUACAGAGGAAUUGUUGACUGCACACAGCGCAUCAUGAGUCGGGAGGGCCCCGCAGCAUUCCUGAAGGGCGCAACGUGUCGUGCUCUAGUCAUCGCUCCUCUUUUCGGCAUUGCGCAGGGUGUCUACUUUCUUGGGGUAGGGGAGACGGUGCUAGGUUUGCUGGGAUAGCGGUGUUUGGCAUUGGUGGCGGUGGUUGUUUUGUCUCUGUACAGAUAAUUUGCUGCUUUAAUCUGCAGUGAAUGCGGUGAAUACAGACAGGGGGAAAUACGGCCACUAACCAAAGGAAGAGGAAUGGUCUGAGAUAUGAAGAGGCUCUAUUUACUAAUAUGUGGACCAAUGGGUUCACACUAAUCAUGUUUCUCUAGGUUUUUACAUGCUGUCAACAGGAUUCCGUAGGUUAAACACGGUCCUGUGAAUGUGUAUGACUAAUCUGAGGGUAUGUUCCCCAAGUUGUCUGGGUUAUGCCUGUGUGCUUGUUGCAAUAUAUCUGGGGCUUUUCCUUUCACCUGGGAGAGAUUACUCUGUCUGGUUUGUUAAGAGAGAGCUGCUGCAUGAUGUUUGAGGCUGUUAACUAAAAUGCCUACCAAUCUGAACAUUUGUACAGUCAUGAUGAAGAACUGUGCAUCAUCCAAUGUUAAGGGACAAAUUCCCCUUUCAAUCUUUAUCAAAAGCUAAUACUGCAUAGCGUUUGAUGUCAGAGUCUGAAGUGGCUUGACUUCAGGAACUUGAUCUCCUUCUGCCUACCCUGUUAUGUGUCCCUCCCACUCCAUCCGUGAAGUCUGAGUUGUAAUCUUGGAUUCCGUCACUGGAUUGGGAGGUGCUGCCUGCCAGUGUCUCUAAAGUCAUUUGUUAAUCUGAUGGUAAUGAUUUAAUCCCUGUAUUAGCAUACAAUAUACCCAAACACACAGCUAACUCGCUGCCUAAAGGCCACAGGUUAGACUGUUUGGCCGCUGUCUCAUAGCCUUGACUUCCUCUUCUCCACAGCUUGGAAGGAUUUAAAUAAAACCCGUAAGAAGCCUAGGGCUGAUUUUACUGCUUAGUUACACAUAAAAAUAUGUUGCUUCAAAUGAUGCGUGCACAAUAACUAAAAUAAAAGCAAUUAAAGCCUUAUCAUUGCUGCUAGUUUCUAAAGUAUCCAAACUAUAAGUUUUAAAUGAAUUCAGUGGAAUUGGCAGUGUCGAACCAUUGAUUUGGUACUCGAGUCUGAUAUAGCGAGGACAAUUAUAUUUGUUGGACCCAUGGAGGGAGUAUGGCACCAUGUCUUGCCAACUGUUUGCCAUUACUUAAGUCCACUGGGUGGCACUAAAAGCUUUUUUUUUUUUUUUUUUUACAUUUUUAAUGCAACACACAUUUUGAUGUGGCUAGUGUACCUAGGCUACUACAUUUUCCUCACUGUAGAAUGAACAUAGCCUGAGUAAACUGUUUGCUGUAAAUAAAAAUAUCUCAUACAUGCUGA